AUGACAAUCAAAAUUUCUCCUCUCUUUUCAUGUCUCUUUCUCUUUACUUUAGCCAUUCCUGUCCUUAGCCAUAGAAAGAUUAAAGGGCCGAAUUUCGGUAAAACAUCGGCAUUCGAGUUCGUUAAACAUUUGGAAGGUUGUCACAAGGGUGACAAAAUAAAAGACCUUCACGAGCUCAAAAACUACCUCAAAAAAUUUGGUUAUCUUAGUCAUCAAAAUUUUACGUCUGAUGAUUUCGAUGAUGCCUUGGAGUCGGCCCUCAGAACAUAUCAAUUCAACUACCAUAUCAAGGCCACUGGGAUCUUAGAUGCUGAGACUUUAUCGUUAAUGAUGACACCUCGAUGUGGGAUGCCCGAUAUUGUUAAUGUAACUAACAGGAUGAAAUCCGGUGACAGGGACUUGCACCGCACUCAUCCUGGUUCAAGCUCCAUCCACGAAGUCUCGCAUUUCAGGUUUUUUCCGGGCAACCCAAGAUGGCCAGCUUCGAAAACACGCCUCACGUAUGCAUUUCAAGCCAAUACACCUGCUGCUGCCAUUAAGCCGGUUGUGAGAGCAUUCAACCAAUGGGCUUCCGCAACGCAUUUUACAUUCUCGCGCGUUCAUAAUACAGUAGGUGCUGAUUUAGUUAUCGGUUUCCAUAGGGGCGAUCAUGGCGAUGGAUUUCCAUUUGAUGGCCCUGGUGGGAUACUAGCUCAUGCUUUCCGCCCCGAGCGAUGGAAGAUUUCACUUCGAUGCAGAUGA
Fraxinus pennsylvanica is the source of this 741-nucleotide messenger RNA. The record is from the annotation of a GenBank genome assembly. NCBI's taxonomy places the organism in Eukaryota, Viridiplantae, Streptophyta, Magnoliopsida, Lamiales, Oleaceae.